Messenger RNA from Pleuronectes platessa (European plaice), 2606 nucleotides. It is a transcript of the gene igfbp6b, whose product is annotated as insulin-like growth factor binding protein 6b. Gene Ontology annotation, biological process: regulation of insulin-like growth factor receptor signaling pathway. Lineage: Eukaryota; Metazoa; Chordata; Actinopteri; Pleuronectiformes; Pleuronectidae. Gene Ontology annotation, cellular component: extracellular region. The transcript is spliced from 4 exons. The record is from RefSeq and is a predicted model, not a curated record. Gene Ontology annotation, molecular function: insulin-like growth factor I binding; fibronectin binding; insulin-like growth factor II binding. Bases 522 to 1127 code for a protein of 201 amino acids.
AACUUCUUCUAGUGUGUGAGAGGACGUAUGUGUGAGUGUGUGACAGGAAAGGGUGGAGAGAUUUUGAUCAUUUCUGAAAGGAACAUAAUCCACCCCCCACUUGCUCUCUCCCUCCCUGCCACCUCCCUCUCUCUCCCUCUCUCUCUCUCCCUCUCUCUCUUUCUGAGUCCCAGCCCCUGAAGGUGUCAUAACUGUGCACUCUCUCUCUCCCCCUCUCUCUCUCUCUCUCCCUCUCUCCCUCCCUCGCUCACUCACUCACUCACUCUCUAUCACCGCCUUUCAGAUCUUUAAAAGCUGGUGCUUUGCUGUUUCUCUCUCGAUCUCCAUUUGUCUCCUCUGGCACUGCAGGGGACUCAACCGGCAAAGCACCAAGGAAGACUACUGUGUAGAAACAGGAGGAAGACCGAGGGAAGGAGAGAGAGAGAGACAGAGAGAGAGAGAAAUAUACAUCCAGAAAUAGCAUCAGCCACAUUUAACUGAUAGAGAGUGACAGUGUGAAGAACCUAAGACCUGGACAGAAAAUGCCUCUCCUUUCUAACUUAACAGCCAUUGUUUUGUUGCUGAUUGCCCACUGCGGAUCGUGGAGCGGAGCAAACCGCUUGGGGCCCUUCAAGGUCUGUCCCUCCUGCAGGGAUCCACUGGGGGCAGGUCGGCCCCCCAGGGACCAUAAUGUUGCCGGCAGCACAUCAGUGCUGGCCCAGGGAGAGCCCUGUGGUGUGUACACACUGAGCUGUGCCAAGGGGCUCCGCUGUGUUCCCCCCCCACGGGAGCACAGCCCCCUCCAGGCUCUGUUGCAGGGACGGGGUAUUUGCGCCAAGCACAGCAGGACUAGUCCCACUGAGAAGCCCCCCCCCACAGGUCCUCAUCCCUCACACAGCGGUGACAUUGAAAAAGCACCCUGCCGCAAGCUGCUGAACAGCGUCCUGAGGGGUCUGGAGCUGACCAUCUUCCAGUCCGACCGCGACAUCUACAUCCCCAACUGUGACACCCGGGGCUUCUACAGGAAAAAGCAGUGCCGCUCCUCCAAGGGCAUGCAGCGUGGCCAUUGCUGGUGCGUGGAUGAGCUCGGCACGCCCGUGGCCUCACGUGCCAGCGAAGAUGGUACUUUACCAUGCGAUGGGGAGUGAGGGAUGAGUCUGUCCUAUUGCUCUGAGCCUGGAGGAAGAGGAGGAAGAGGAGGAAGAGGAGGAAGAGGAGGAGGAGGAGGAGGAGGAGGAGGUGGCGGAGCAGCAGGAGCACAGGGAGAGGGGAUGGCUUUAGGUUUUGCUAGACACUGCCUAGACAGGAGGCAGCAGGGAUAAACCACUUCCUAUGGGAAAUCCACAACAGUUAACGUUCAUGUCCUCUGUAGAAGCAGGACACACACACACUCUCACAGUCACAGCGACAACAACAUCUGCCUGAAUGUUCAACAGUUGCAGCAGCGUCCUCUGCGCCGCCCGGUGACAUGCUGCAUGCUCACAUUAGAUCUCUGUGAACUGCCUCAGCGAUCCGAGCGGCGUCACUCAGAGUGAUCUCUAUGUUCCUUGGCUCUUGUCCUGGCUUUCUGGUAGAUUUUUCGUUUUCCUCUUUCCUUUAGGAUAGCUGACACUGCCUGUGCUCGUUCUGAUCUCAGUGGGCUGAAAUACUGUUACGCAGGUGAUGUGACACAAGACGUUUGACAAAUGUGUCUCCCUCACCGUCCCCUCUCCCUCUCUCCAAAGAUACACUGAUAUCAGCGUACCUAAUCGACAGAAUAUUUCUUUUCUAUUAAUUUAUUUUUGAGUAUGUAUUUCCAUCGAGUACUGCUUGAAUCUUACAGUAUCUUAUAUAUGUGUAAAGUCAGAAAACAUAGUCAUAAGAAUAUGAUGUUGGAUGCUUCUGUUCAUUUUACUUGUCAAAAUGGCGUUCUGACUGCUUAUUAGUUGAUUGUUUGUACAUAUGUUGGAGUUUUUGUGGUCGACUGUGUGUUCUGAAGUGGCAGACAAAAAGCUUACGGCUGUUAAACCUUUUCAAAAAGUUGUAAGGCAUAUUUUUAUACACGUCAAUAUAAUAUUUUAUAUAUGAAUUGUUGGUUUAUUUAAUGAACUACAGUACAAUGCCAUGUAUUUUUAUAUUGUCAGCAGUUUCUUAUUUAAAGACAGAGAUUAUUUUAUUUCAUGUUAGGGGAAGAGGCACCUUCAAGGGAAAACUUCACUUCACAUUCAUCAGAGCUCUAUUCUAUUAACUGCUGUACAUCUUAUGGUUAUAUCUCAUGUUUUUUUUUAUUUCCUUUUUUUAUUUAUGCUUUGUUCAUUUGAGAAUUCAGAAUGUCCAUGUUACCAGUACGCUUUAUUUUGGCACAUCAUACUAUAAAUUCUGAUUUCAAUGGAGGGAUAAAAAAAAAUUAAAAGAUCAAAUUUGUUAUUGUUAUAGUUCGUCUUUCCCAAGUCCUUGCAAAAGUCAUGAAAUUGUGUGAUUAAAUUGUGUGAUUAGAAUUUAUCUCUUUCUGACCAAUCUUGUUGUGCCGAUGUGUGUGUGCCGUGAUGACAGGUCUGUGCACAAAGGACCUUUAGAUUUGCAAAUAUGAAAAUAAAACCUAAUGAUAAUAAAAAUGGAGAAGAAUAAAACAUAUAUUAAUAUAACAA